CAAUUAAAAAGACAAAUUAAUCAAUCAAUUUGUCAAAGUCAAACUUUAAGGAAGCUUGCUGUGGGGCUUGUAAAAGUUAAGUUAAAUUGUUAAUAUUAAAUACGAAAAUACUAGACCCACAGUUUAAAAACAUUGCAAAUAUCAUUAUAUACUAGUAUUAAGUAAAAAUGGCUUCUCCGUCUCCGAAGUCGCCCGAACAGAGUGAAAAGAACAAACAAUAUGACCGGCAAUUACGGUUGUGGGGUGAUCAUGGUCAAACUGCACUUGAAAAUGGGCAUAUAUGUUUAAUAAAUGCAACAGCUUUAGGAACUGAAAUUCUUAAAUCUAUAGUUUUACCAGGCGUAGGCGCUGUUACUAUUGUGGACGACAAUAUCGUAAGCGACGAAGACAUUGGGAGUAACUUUUUCCUAGAAUGUUCAAGUAAAAAUUUGAAUAGAGGUUCAGAGGCACUGCGUUUGGUAAUAGAGCUAAAUCCAGCUGUACAAGGUUAUGCAGUUCAGGAACCUACGGAUCAAAUAUUAUUAGACAACCCAGACUUCUUUAAAAAAUUCAGUGUAGUGAUUGCUACAUCUUUAAGUGAAAAAACAAUACAAAAUCUGUCAAACCAUUUGUGGGAGAUAAAUGUUCCCUUCAUAUUAUGUAGAUCUGUUGGAUUCCUAGGUUCAUUUAGGAUUCAAUUAAAAGAACAUGCUAUUGUAGAAAGCCAUCCUGAUAAUGAACAACAUGAUCUUCGUUUAGAUGUCCCUUUCCAAACCUUAUUUGACUAUUUAAAUAGUUUUGAUAUAGAUUCAUUGGAUUUGAAAGAUCAUGGUCACAUACCUUGGAUUGUUAUUCUAUACAAAUCAGUUCAAAAAUGGAAAAUUUCAAACUCAAAUAGAUGGCCAAUGAGCAGAAAAGAAAAAAAUGAGAUUAAGGCAAUUAUAGACCAGUUUAAGCGGCUGGAUGAUAAUGGAAUGCCAAUUUAUGAAGAAAAUUUUGAAGAAGCUCUAAGAGCUGUUAAUACUGCAUUGAUACCAACAUUUCUACCAGUAAAAAUACAAGAGCUCCUAUAUAGCAGUUCAGCAAUUAAUUUAACAAAAGAAAGUUCACCUUUUUGGAUCAUGUGUUCUGCAUUGCGGACUUUCGUUGAAGCUGAAGGAAAAGGGAAGCUCCCAGUUAGGGGUACUCUGCCGGAUAUGACAGCAUCAACAGAUCACUAUGUUGCUUUACAAAAUAUUUAUAGAAACCAAGCAGCAAUUGAUUCAGAAAUAGUCUACAGAAAGGUUCAAGAAAUUGUAACCCAAUUGCACUGUGACCAUAUAAGUGAAUCUGAAGUGAAAUUAUUUUGUAGACAUGCUCAUGACCUGCAUCUCAUUAAAGGGUCUAGUAUAGUAGGGGAAUACCAGUUUAAUAAUACAGUAUCAUCUUACAUUGCUCGAUUUUUAGAAGAACCAGAUGUUAUGAUGGUGCAUUACAUUCUACUCAGAGCGGCUGAGAUGUUUCGUUCUGAACAUUGUAGAGCUCCGGGUGAAUGGGAACCAGAGAGUGAUAUAUCUAAGUUGAAAACCUGUGUCUCUAAGCUAUUAACAGAUAUAUCUUGUACACCGUUUCCUAAAGAUGACCAUAUACAUGAAAUGUGCAGAUAUGGUGGAGCUGAAAUUCAUAGUGUUUCAGCAUUCUUAGGUGGCUGUGUAGCUCAUGAAGCCAUAAAAAUUGUCACCAAACAAUACAAGCCCGUGAACAAUACUUUUAUUUAUGAUGGUGCAUCAACUAACACAGCCACUUUUACAUUUUAA
This is a messenger RNA of Papilio machaon (common yellow swallowtail), 1775 nucleotides long. It is a transcript of the gene APP-BP1, whose product is annotated as NEDD8-activating enzyme E1 regulatory subunit. Lineage: Eukaryota; Metazoa; Arthropoda; Insecta; Lepidoptera; Papilionidae. Gene Ontology annotation, biological process: protein neddylation; DNA damage response; ubiquitin-dependent protein catabolic process. Gene Ontology annotation, molecular function: NEDD8 activating enzyme activity; ubiquitin activating enzyme activity. The transcript has a single exon. Gene Ontology annotation, cellular component: nucleus; cytoplasm. Bases 168 to 1775 code for a protein of 535 amino acids. The record is from RefSeq and is a predicted model, not a curated record.